This is a messenger RNA of Doryrhamphus excisus (bluestripe pipefish), 5333 nucleotides long. Its product is annotated as matrix metalloproteinase-17-like. Gene Ontology annotation, biological process: collagen catabolic process; extracellular matrix organization; proteolysis. Gene Ontology annotation, cellular component: extracellular matrix. Gene Ontology annotation, molecular function: metalloendopeptidase activity; zinc ion binding. The record is from RefSeq and is a predicted model, not a curated record. Lineage: Eukaryota; Metazoa; Chordata; Actinopteri; Syngnathiformes; Syngnathidae.
CAUUGAACGUCACGUCACUGGGGCUUCCACAGCAAUGAUACUACAACACGUUUAUGUUAAUCAGGCGCUCCAGUCCACUCGGGUGAGUGAGGCGCGUGCUGGUGGGGACAAAAGCCCACGCAGCUGCUCCCAUUGCUCAGUCGGGAGGAGGAGGGACGCCCGCGCCACUUGCUGUGGGAUAGACCGACAUCUCAUGGACUCCACGCUGGCUCUACUCUCUCAUUAUGCGUGUCCCGUCUUAACUAACUUCCACCUGUUUUCAUGUGUUUUAUGUCUUUGCGCUCCACUGUGAGGUAGAGCCUUUCUGUUUUGCUUCUUUUACACCGACGUUCCACUCUCCCGUGGAUGCUACUGCCGGGGUCGUUGUUCGAGUUCAGUGGGACCAGCCCGGUUCCUGUUCUUUCCAAACACAUGAGGAUUAUAUCUGCGGAGAUGCUGCUCAUUCUGUGGCUGCUACCUCUCAGCGGAGCUGCUCCAACCGAGCAAGACGACACCGGAGUGGACUGGCUGAGCAAGUUUGGUUACCUCCCGCCCGCCGACCCUGUGACUGGCCAACUUCAGACCAAGGAGGCCCUGACCAAGGCUAUCAAGGCCAUGCAGAAGUUUGGAGGACUCACUGAGACUGGAGUUUUUGACCAAGCUACGUUGGGUCUAAUGAAAACACCCAGAUGUUCUCUGCCAGAUGUCUCUGAGACUGAAGUGACGGCGGGACGCAGAAAACGAAGCCUGACUCCUCCCAACAAAUGGAAAAAGAGGCAUUUGUCCUGGAGAGUGCGGACCUUCCCGAAGGAUUCGGCCUUACUGGGCAGGGACACGGUUCGAGCCCUCAUGUAUUACGCCCUGAAGGUGUGGAGUGACAUCGCACCGCUGAACUUCCACGAGGUGGCAGGAAGCAACGCCGACAUUCAGAUCGACUUCACCAAAGCCGACCACAAUGAUGGAUAUCCCUUUGACGGGCCCGGGGGUGCUGUGGCCCAUGCUUUUUUUCCGGGAGAGAGGUUCACCGCUGGGGAUACGCACUUUGACGACGACGAGGCUUGGACCUUCAGAUCACCAGACUCCCACGGGAUGGACCUGUUUGCCGUGGCCGUCCAUGAGUUUGGUCACGCCAUCGGUCUGGUCCACACCUCAGCCAUGGAGUCCAUCAUGAGACCGUACUACCAGGGUCCUGUAGGAGACCCUCUGAAGUAUGACUUACCUUAUGAAGACAAGGUCCGAGUCUGGCAGCUCUAUGGUGUUCGUGACUCUGUGUCCCACACGAACCAUCCAGGCACCCCUCAAACAUCUGAACCUCCCAUCCUGUUGGACAUUCCACAAAACAAAUCCAUUCUGCAGCUUGCACGAGACACUCCAGACAGAUGCAGCAGCUACUUUGAUGCAGUGGCCCAGAUACGAGGAGAGGCCUUUUUUUUCAAAGGGAAGUACUUUUGGCGUCUCACUCGAGAGAAGCACCUGGUGUCGCUGCGUCCCGCUCAGAUCCACUGGUUCUGGAGGGGCCUGCCCGCCAACCUGGACAGCUUGGACGCCGUGUACGAGAGACCCGGAGACCACAAAAUAGUCUUUUUUAAAGGUCUCAAGUACUGGCUGUUUAAAGACAACAUCAUGGAGGAGGGCUACCCCCGCCCCAUCAGCGACUUCGGCCUGCCUUUGGAGGGAGUGGACGCGGCGUUUGUGUGGCCGCACAAUGAGAAAACCUACUUCUUCAAAGAUGGCCGCUACUGGCGCUACGAUGACCACCUGAGACGCAUGGAUCUGGGCUACCCGAAGGACAGCACGCUGUGGAAGGGGCUGCCGCCGCAACUGGAUGACGCCAUGAGGUGGUCUGACGGUUCGUCCUACUUCUUCAAGGGGAAGGAGUACUGGCGUGUGCCCAGCAGCGACAUGGAGGUGGAGGAGGGCUACCCCCGCCUCAUCGCCAAAGACUGGCUGCUGUGCACCGAAAUGCAGUCGGACUCUCCGGGCGCGGAGCCCAAAGACACCAGAAUCAACGUGCGCCAACACCCAGACCACGCCGAGAACGGCUACGAGGUGUGCUCGUGCACGUCGGACACGGCGUCGCCUCUCGGCGCCCGGCCCUCCCCGUCCCCCUUGUGGCUGCUGCCGCCUCUCUGGACGCUCUGGCUCACCCUCUGCUCUCAACCGCUAUGAUGCCAAAAGCCAGCGCACGCCGUUAGCGAGCACUCAGCAGAAACAGGACGGUUGCUUUUGGAAUUAUUUAUUUCACCAUCCUUCUGGCAGCUGGAGCUGUUUUGUUUACAGAAUCAGCAACAUAAAUAUUCUUGUGUUGCAUCCAGGAAGUAGCAAACAUGGGGCCACAAAAUGAAACGUACGAUACCCAAACAUAACGUCUUUACUGUUUUUCAAGAAAGUAUCAUGUGUGUUUGAGUAUGACAGCAAGAACAUGAAAACACGGAUGGUUUUUUUGUCACUGUCCACUACAAAUGGCCAAAAAAAAAAAAACACCUAAAAAGACGAUUCUUUAUGUCCAAAGUGCGGCCCGGGGGCCAUUUGCGGCCUCUUUUUUUUCCCCAUUGGCCCACAGCACAUAAUAAGUAUAUAAUUAACAAUAACAAAAUUAGAAUAAUCAUCCGGAUUUUUACAACAACAAAAUCGAAAUAGUUGAGUUAAAAAAAAGCUACAAUACAGCAAAAAAUGUUUUAUAAGAACGUAGAAUAAUAUUAUUUAUUUUAACGUUUAGUAGCAUGAAGUUGAAAUUAUGAGGAAGAAAAAAAAUGAUGUUAUGAGUCAGAAUGUUAUGGGAAUAAAAUCAUAAUAACCAGAAGAAUAUUUAGAAGAGGAAAGUUGUUAAACAUCGUUUUUAAUGUAACAAAAAACAGCAGAAAUUAAAAAUUGACGGGAACAAAACUUUACAAGAAUAAAGUCAUACAUUUAUUAGAGAAAAAAGUCGUGAAUUUGUGAGAAUGAAGUCGUACAUUUUCGUGAAUUAAAACAAAAAAAAGGAAAAUAUCUAAUAAACACCCACGGCAAGCUGAAACUCAACUCUGAACCGUCACUUCCUGUCCGCCUGCCACUCUGCUCCCCUAGGGAACAAAUACUGUCUGAUUUAUGUCUAUUUACUCUUUUUAUGUCAACUAUUUUGGGUAAUAGAGGUAUAAAGGUGACUAUAGGGGUGUCAUUUCCUGUCUAGAGGGCUCUAAUGAUGUUAAAAAUCGUAUUUAGAAGGUCGUAAGCAGGUUUUCUGUGCGCUAACGACAAAAAUCCCAAAUCUCGUACCAAUUAACCGCGAUAAACGAGGGAUUACUGUCACCUUUCACACAGACAGUGUCCCGCCUUUGUUACGGUUCUGUGGAAAAUUGCCAAGUUGGCUUUCCUCGCCGUUCUGUGAGUGUCACAAUAAAAAGUGUUUGUGUUUCCUGGUUUUGUCAGCAACAACAGAUGCUUGGUUCCAAGGUUUAGUACGACCGUUUGAGCUGAAGCCACAUCAGCUCAAACAUCCACCGUCUAAACUUGUACAAGCUGAUUGCUGCCAGGAGAACAUCUGGCUUCCACUUUUGGAGCCAAAGUUGCCAACUUUCAAAGUGAUGGUUUCCUCGCACACACACAAAAAAAAGAAAAUCCCUUAACUGCUCCCUCGAGGAGACGAGCGGCCGCUCUCGUUUUUUGCCUUUUGCAACACUUUAUCAAUUUCCCAUCUGCUUCAGCGGCGUGGGCCGCUCCCGCUGCAGCUUCUUUGAGAUUGUGUUGAUCAUGUCAUUGAGGCCUGAUUGAGUCGUUUGCUGGAAAUGUUCUAUUUCUCUGUAAGACCCGCCAUGUUGGACUGGAGGGGUUCUGCACUUACUGCAAAAUUUAGUGUAUAUUUUAAGUUGGAUUUUGUAUUGUAAAAUAUUUUUAUAGAAAAAAAUUGAAAUGUAUAUGAUGGACUGAUCUCUAUUGAGGUGUUGUCUUCUUUUCUUGCUCUUCAUCUUGUCCGUCAGCUCGCAAACACACACUUGCACACAUACACACACACACACAACAAAGUAUUUAAUAUGCUAGUCAGUGUCAAAACCCCGCCUUUUUUAAAAUGAUUUUGUUAUUAAUAAUGUUUACCGAGAAGGCUUUGGCUCUCCAUUGAGGAGGUAAGCGAAGCAAUGCUCCUUUUCGCCACUUGGUGGCAGUGUUGGCGAGGGGACGCGAAUAGGAAGUUUGCUUUAGGACCGUCGUAGAAAACAUUUGUUAUUUUUGUGUGGUAGCUUUACCUAUGUACGACCAAUAAUUGCAAAGAGCUUGUAUUUUAUAAUGUGUAGGCAAAAUACAUGUAGUUGUGAGCCACGCACGUUUAGAAUGUAAGCCUAAUUUAAAACACACGCUUUGUGUUUUGUUUUUCUCCUGAGGUCGUCUCAUAAUAACGGCAGUGAUUAAAUUCAUCAUAUUUACAGGUGGGUGGCGAAACGAAUAAGGUAUAAGAUUUUUGAGCAUCGUGGGAAACGGAAAAGCUGUCACUGGCAUUAAACGAACACAACAGUAGAGACAAAUGCCUGCUGUGCUGGACGUGUACAUUUUGUGUGCUUUAUCGCCCUCUGCUGGUCAUAAAAUCAUUUCAUUGCACCGUGUUUACCAUGUUUUUAGAACCCUGACGCUUUCUACCAAUAGUAUGUCAUUCAUAUUAGUAGUAAUUCAAGUACUGUUAUUCAAGUGGAUUUUGUAAGUCUUAUCUUGCUAGUUUUUGAAAAAAUUGUGAUUGUUAUAUGAUUACAGGCUGCAUGGUAAAUAGUUAGCGCGCAGGCCACACAGCUCAGAGAUGGGGGUUCGAUUCCAACUUUGAGGAUCUGGGUGGAGUUUGCAUGUUCUCCCUGUGCAUGCGUGGGUUUUCUCCGGGUACUCCGGUUUCCUCCCACAUUCCAAAAACAUGCUAGGUUAAUUGGCCACUCCAAAUUGUCCAUAGGUAUGAAUGUGAGUGUGAAUGGUUGUUUGUCUAUAUGUGCCCUGUGAUUGGCUGGCCACCAGUCCAGGGUGUACCCCGCCCCUCGCCCCAAGACAGCUGGGAUAGGCUCCAGCAUGCCCGUGACCCUCGUGAGUAUAAGCGGUACACACACACACAUAUGUACAUUCAUACAUACAUAGUACAUACAUACAUACAAGCAUAAACACACACACAUACAUGCAUAUAUACAUACACACACACUGCAUGCAUACAUACAUACACACACACACACACACAUACAUGCAUAAACACAUACACACAUACAUGCAUAUAUACAUACACACACACUGCAUACAUACAUACACACACACACACACACAUACAUACAUGCAUAAACACACACACACAUACAUACAUACAUACAUACACACACACACUACAUACAUACAUACAUACAUCAACACAUACA